Zalophus californianus (California sea lion) is the source of this 3002-nucleotide messenger RNA. RefSeq names its product family with sequence similarity 53 member A (gene FAM53A). The transcript is spliced from 5 exons. The record is from RefSeq and is a predicted model, not a curated record. Gene Ontology annotation, biological process: protein import into nucleus. The coding region runs from base 1452 to 2588 and encodes 378 amino acids. Gene Ontology annotation, cellular component: nucleus. Lineage: Eukaryota; Metazoa; Chordata; Mammalia; Carnivora; Otariidae.
CCGUGGAGUCGUGGCCUUGGCAGUUUUGGCCGGUGGUGGUCCAAUGAUGGCCACUGGCAGGCUGGGACAUCUCUCCCUUUGCCUGGCAAGGCCUCAGUGGGCCUGCUUGAGUCCCCCAGUGAAGGCUGGUGAGUGGUGGAGGGAGCGUUUCCCCGGGGGGCUAGCAGCUGAAUGCGGGGAAGCACUGAGGGCUGAGCGGAGGGAGCAAGGGGGACUGUAGGAGCCGUCCUAGUGGCAGCUGCGGGGUGUACAGGAUGUGCGGGGGCAGCGGCACACAGCGGCCGUGGCCUCGCACUGUCCCUCUUGGGGUAAUGACCCCAGCCUGCAGGGCGCUGGCUUCCUCUUUUCAAAUGGGACUUUUAAUUCCUGUGUCAAAGGUCAAGUGAGUUGACUCCCUUAAGCAUGGGGAAGAGAACUAGGAAACUAUGUAAAAUAAAAACGUGAGAAUGAUUAUCUCCCUGGAGAACAUCGACAGCCUCCCCUCAGUGGGGUCUGUUAGCGACAACUCAGCUUCUUCCUGAUAGGGGCAGAGGCCUGCAGCAGGGAGCUGGGUUAACGGCCUGCUGCCAAGUGCCGAGCGCGGGUUCAUUUCUGGGAGCCUCGCCCGCGGAGAGCCUGCAGUCCAGGUUCCGUUCACUCUACAAAACUGUAAGCGCUCUAGUUUCUAGGCCGGGUGAUGGCUGUGGCCACGGGCCGUGGCAGAAGCGUGUCCCAGGAAGCCCACAGCCUCCCCCAGAGACCUGCAGCGCCUCUGGUCUCACCCGUUCAGGGCCACAUUAUUCAAGGGCCCUUCCUCCAAAAAACGAAACAAAACAUAAAAAUCACAUUUUAUGGUAGCAUUGGUCUAAAGACAAAUAGAUAAGUACUACGUAUUAAAACAUUUUCUUUGACCUAAAGUUUCACUUUUUCUUUUGACUUCCCUUUGCUCUAAGCUCUGCUUACUCGUCUGUAACACGGGGACAAUUCGAAUCCCUCCCCCUGGCUAAUGCACAGCGCGGGCCUGUGACAGAUGGCACUGUGAUGACUGGGCUCCCGGCCAGUGUGGGCCGAGCCCCGUGACACAGAGCCAUGGCAGGCUGGAACACGCAUUCCAUCGCGCUGGACAAGACACUUGGCCCAAGUCUGACCCUCCCACACGUGAGCACUGAGACCCAGUGGUGACCUCUGGCCUGCUACUCCACCUCCACAGCUUCGCCCCUGGCUGCAGGAGGGUUUGAAGUGAUCUCACAUCUCAUGAAAGACGUUCAUGUGGCACAGACGGUACCUCUUCUUCCACUGGAAGCCUUCGAUGCAGAGUUCUGAAGAGUCCUUGGAAAUGGAUCCCUCAUCUGUAAAGCGGAAAUCCACCUUGAGGGUCAGCUCUGACCCAGCAGCGACCCAGGCCUCCUGAAGCCUGCUGUUCUGAACCCCCGUGCCCAUCGGUACAGACUUGAGGACACGGGUCCCUGACCAUGGUCACACUCAUCACUGAGAAGCUGCAGAACCAGAGCCUGGAUGACCUUGUCCGCAAGAGCUACGAUGCUGGCCCGCGUUCUGCUGGGACACUGAGCAACAGGGGUCAUUUGUUCCCUUUUGAGAGCAACGAAGACAGGCGCCCCUGGAAGGUCUUAAGUGGAGGAUGGCCCGUCGGGAGUCAGACGGCCACGGGCACACGUGGCCCAGACACAGGCCUGGGUGCCGUGAGCGCCACAGACCUCAGGGAGAGCACAGGGCCCCCCUCGGCACCACCUACCAAGCGCCACUGCCGCUCCCUGUCGGAGCCGGAUGAACUGGCACGCUGCCGCUCCCCCUGGCGCCCCGGCAGCUCCAAGGUCUGGACGCCGGUGUCCAAGAGGCGGUGCCACAGCGGCGGGCGCGCCACGCUGCGGGAAAGCCUGGCUGCCAGCCUGCCCGGGAGCGCCACACUGCUGGGCCGUACCGCCCCGGUGGCCGGCCCCACCUCGCCCCCCGUGCCCCGGCCGCCUUCAGCCGGCGGCGGCUGCCCGGACGGCAGUGAGGGUGGCCCGGGCCCACCCUGGCGACCCGCAGGGCCCUGCGCUCUGUCCUGCAGGCGCCGCCUGUCCCUGUCGCAGGAGCACCUGGUGGAAGUGGGCACACCCCCGCCCUCUGCCGGCAGCAGCCCCUCGUCCACGCCUGAAUUGGGCCGGCGGCUGGGCCUGCUCCGGUGCCGCUCACAGCCUUGUGUGCUGGUCGGGAGGAAGUGUCGGCGCAAGCGCAGGCGUGAGGAGAGCGCCUGCUGGCCGCGCCCAUCCUUGGACUUUCUGAAAAUGACACGGACUUUAAAAAAUUCAAAAAGCCUUUGUUCCCUUGAUUAUGAAGACGAAGAGGAGGAUGACAGCCAAGUGAAGCUGGCCCCGUAUGCCCCACGCGGCCCCACGGGCAUCAUCACGCCCGGCUCCAGACCACUGGGCGUGUGCCCCAGCCCCUGCUGCACCGGCCCCGGCCCGUGGGCCUCUUGGGAGCCCAUGGCCGCUGAGGGCGAGGGCGGGAGUGGCGGCGACCCCAGUGACUGGGAGAGCGCUGGGGAGGAGGGGGCCUUCCCUCCCGGCCGCGGCGAGCUGGACCUGGGGCAGAUCGAGAGCAACUGACCCCCGGCGGGGGGUCCGGGGCCACUGCCCCCAGUUUCUUCCCGGCUCACGGACAGGAGCUGGGCUACGCAGAACUUUGAACAUUAGGUGUAAUUUUGAUCCAGUUUUUCCUAAAGAAGUAUUUUGGAUUUUUAUGGCUUUUACAGUUCUGGAGAAAGCUGCUGUAUUUUGAACGAAUUUUCGGAAGGGCAUUCUAUGAAACGGGAGGCUGCGGGCCGAUCCCAGCACAGGUGUGCGUUCCUUUUCUAAAACCCCUGCCGUGCAGGGCGCGGGGGUCCGUGAGUGCCGAGCAGCCGGCCUGCUGCUGCCCGUCACCUCUUCGGAGCACCAGGCGGUGGUGCCUGUGUGCUCAGGAGCUCUGGGAUGGUGGUCCUGGCAGCACCUGGUCUGACUUCAAUAAAAGGCGUUUGCUUC